AUGUCUCUGAAUGGCUCAAAGGGUGAAGCAAGCAAUUGGGGUGGGUUCAUCAACAACAGUUGUGGGGCAGUUUUUGAUGAGUACCUGCAUGCAUUAGGGAGGCUAGCCAACCAAACCGGACAGAUAUAUUUAAAUUUUACAGAGCAGGGUAACUGCUUAGGUUCGAUGAAGGGUAUAGAUGCAAAUAUUACGGGCUGCGGCAUUGAAAAGCUAACUAGUGGAGCCGGUGGGUGCUCUGACUAUGAGGUCAAAGAUGUAAAUAUUAAGCUGCAAAAUAGGUUGAAAAUUUUAGGUGAAGGCUGUGAAGGUUUGGAUUUGGAUGGAAAAUCUGGCCAGGCUUGCAGCGAAUGUUUUAGAAGGUGGAAAGAAAUAGGCUCAGCAUCAGAUAAUGGAAGAGAAUCAAUGAAGGUUGACGCCGAUGUUUGCAGGUUUGAAGUUUUGGUAACAUUGACAAGCAGUAGGAUAGAUGAUGAGAAAUGGGUCAAAGCCACUUAUGAUUGCCUUGGAGGGCAGCAUGUUUCCAUAGAUGGAGAGGAAGGCACGGCUAGCAGUGGUAUCAAGUCCAGCAUAGGUCUCUCAAUCCUAGUAGUUCGCAUAGUGGGAAUCACAAUAAUAGUUCUCAUAGCAACAUUCACCUGGUUCAGACUCAGGACUAGAGAAAGUUUCGCAACAGGAAAAGAUUGUGCAUCCCCAAGCUCGAUGACAAUUCACUUGAAAUCAUCAAAUGAUUCACUCUCUGAGGAGUUCGCCUGUCUGAAGUUGCCUGUUAAGGAAAUUUAUUCAGCAACAAACAAUCUAUAUGCAUCAAAUUUUAUUGGCCAAGGCAUAGCUGGUGAGAAGUUAUCUUUGCUUGUGUAUCUGGGUCUCUUUUUUAUUCAUGAUAAACUGAUGAAAAGGUAGUUUUGGA
Messenger RNA from Carya illinoinensis, 907 nucleotides. RefSeq lists its product as uncharacterized. NCBI's taxonomy places the organism in Eukaryota, Viridiplantae, Streptophyta, Magnoliopsida, Fagales, Juglandaceae. The record is from RefSeq and is a predicted model, not a curated record. The transcript is spliced from 4 exons. The coding region runs from base 1 to 900 and encodes 299 amino acids.